GUCAUUGAGUGCAUGUACAUAUUUUUUCAAUAUUUUUUAACUUCGUUGUAUGUAAAAGACUCAGUCAUCUUGAUGUAAUACUUCGCAGACCUCUUUUGAAUUAUCCCCAGUAUUAAUUUUUCGGUAUGCGUAACUUUAUGAGAAGCGUUAACCUAAACAAUAUGAACAUUAAAGAUUGGACGCACUGUCCCAAUUGAGAUUAUUUUUAUGGGCACAAGUUGUUUACCUGGAAGUACAUAAUCAGAAUUCUAACGAAGGACAAAUCUGAACGUAAAACGUCAGUACAUGGUAAAUAAUUAAUUCCACAAUUGAAAAUGAAAAUUACCAACUUACAAAGAAAUUUUCUUUAAUGGAUUUUGGAGGAAAAAGAAAACCAUGAAACGCAAACCUAAGUUCAUUUGAGGAGAGAUCUAUUCGUGUCUGCAAUAUUUGCAAUUCAUGUAAUUGGAAAAAGAAGAACAUAAGGAAUUCACAAUGGCAGUCCUAUUUUUACCAUGUAGAAGAUCGAGGAAGGAUUUUUCGGAUUGGUGUUAUAUCGUGGUUCUGCUAAGUAUGGCAAUGGUACUUCUCAUUAUAUUAACCAUUACGUAUCGUUCCAUCACUUUUGGAAAUAGUCAACAAAAUACAUUUUACGCUGCUAUAACAUUGAACGAUAUCGAGUCGUUACCCACGGAAGUACUUCGUCCAGAUUUGCCACUUGCAGAUGCAACUAAUUUAUCUUGUACACAUUUCAAUUGUUUUAAUGUGUAUCAUUGUGGAAGUCGAGGAAAUAAGUUGUUGGUGUAUGUAUAUCCGUUGAAAACCUAUGUUGACGAAACCGGUAAACCUAUAACGGGGCAGAUGUCAAAGGAAUUUUACCUUAUAUUAGAGGCAGUUGUCAACAGUGAAUUUUAUACUCCAAAUCCACAUGAAGCUUGCGUCUUCGUUCCGUCGAUCGAUACCCUUAAUCGGAAUCGACUGAGAGAAGAAGAUAUAUCACGAGCUUUAAAGAAAUUAGAAUUCUGGAAUAAGGGGAAGAAUCAUUUACUGUUUAAUAUGAUUCCGGGCUUUGCUCCCAAUUACAACUCCUUUCUUAAUGUACCUAUAGGAGAAGCGAUGCUAGCUGGUGCUGGAUUAUCUUCCAUGGUAUAUCGAACGGGCUUUGAUAUCAGUUUACCGGUGUACAGUACGUUGCUAAUGGAAACAAAUUUGAAUAGCUUUGAAAAACGGAAAUGGCUCUUGAUAUCUUCUCAAAUCAAUACGAAGUCUACAUUCGAGCACGACUUGUUCGAACUUCAAACUUUAUUCCCAAACGAGAUCGCGGUACUCUGUCCUUGUUUGCAUCAUAAUCCCAUAAAUUACAGCAUUCGAUGCAUCGGAGAAGACGUGUACAAGUAUCCAGAUGUAUUGCAUCAAGGGAGCUUUUGCUUAAUACUGGGUGGUGCACGUCUUGGUCAAAGCCUACUUCUAGAAUCGCUGGCAACGGGUUGCAUACCCGUUAUAAUUGCUGACUCGUUAAUAAUGCCGUUUCACGAUGUCAUCGAGUGGACGAAAGCUGCAGUGUUUAUUCCUGAAGUGGAUAUUCUCUCGGUGGUAACGGUGUUAAAGAAAAUAUCUCCAAAACGAGUAACGGAGUUCCGUGAACAGGGUACUUGGCUGUACGAGCGGUAUUUUAAAACUAUUGAGAAGAUUACUUUGACCACCCUUGAGAUUCUUGCGGACAGAGUCUUCCCACAUCUUGCCAGAGAUUACAUUUAUUGGAACGAACUGAACAGAGUUGGCCACAUGUCACCAAUUUUUGUACCCGUGACAGCACCAAAAACCCGUGGAUUCACUGCAGUAAUCCUUACGUACGAUCGAAUUGAGCUGCUGUUCCUUUUGAUCAAUAAAAUCGUGAAAGUUCCAAGCUUAUCUAAAGUGCUCGUUAUUUGGAACAAUCAGCAUAAAGAUCCACCGCAUCCGUCCAGUUGGCCAAAAGUGAUGAAGCCACUAAAGGUCAUUCAAACGAAAGAGAAUAAGUUGUCCAAUCGUUUCUACCCAUACAGUGAAAUCGAGACCGAAGCAAUUUUGUCCAUUGAUGAUGACAUUAUCAUGUUGACCGUAGAUGAAGUGGAAUUUGCAUACGAGGUUUGGAGAGAGUUUCCAGAUCGAAUCGUAGGAUUUCCAUCGCGCACCCACGCGUGGGACAAUGUAUCUAAUUGUUGGAAGUACGAGAGCGAAUGGACCAAUCGAAUUUCUAUGGUGUUAACGGGUGCGGCGUUUCAUCACAAAUACUGGAGCUAUAUGUAUACCACUGCUUUACCAGGAGACAUCAAAAAUUGGGUCGAUGAGCACAUGAAUUGCGAGGACAUUGCGAUGAAUUUUCUAGUCGCCAAUUUGUCUGGGAAAGCUCCGAUAAAAGUGACUCCAAAGAAAAAAUUUCGCUGCCCAGAAUGUACGAAUACGGAAAUGUUAUCCGCAGAUUUAACACACAUGAUAGAACGAACACAGUGCAUAAAUCGAUUCUCUGCUAUAUACGGCUCAAUGCCCUUGCAGUCUGUCGAAUUUCGAGCCGAUCCUGUUCUUUUCAAAGAUGUCUUUCCCGAAAAGUUAAAGCGUUUUAACGAUAUUGGGAGUUUGUAAUGUCUACUCCUUUAUGUUGACUGUAUUCCUUAGAAAGCAAUACUUAUACAAUGGGAAACUGUUGAUUGAAAUACAGUUAUGAAAUUCCAUGAAAUAUUUCUUACUAGAUGAUGAAUGUUUUUAAAUAUAUUUUGUAUAAUAUUAUUAUAGGUUUCCAUAGGUUCCUAUACCAUCUUCCAUAUUCUAGAUUGCUAUACAAGGGCCACGCCUAACAGUUGAAGUUAUUUAUCCACGAAAGUCAGUGAUUUGGGAAGGUAUAAUACGUCAUGUAGUGUACGUGGUUUCUACGUAUUUACUACAAUGUGUAAUACGUCUCUAGUUUUCUACGCGAGUACUAAGUACAUUACGCUCUUCUAUUUCUUAAUAAAAAAUAACAGAACCAAUUAGAAAUUUGAUAUUAAAUAGUAUUAAGUCGAAAGAAUUUUGAGCGCAAGAGCCAAAUUAAUUAUUCCUUAAAAAGUGUUAUUUAUUUACAUGUGCACUAAAAGACGUCAUGCUCUGCGGCAUCUGCCAUAUUGGAAACGUAACAUUCUAAACAAUUUUGAACGCGUGUUAAAUUAAUUUAUUAUUCCUUAAAAAUAUUGACGUUAAAUUUGUUAUGGACUUCGGGAAUGACCCGCGUCCAUUGUCGCCAAGGGGUGUUAGGUCGGGGAUCGUAGAUUGUUCAUACUCUAAUGUACCAACGGCGCCAUCUGUGACGCUUAACUGUAAUACAAAUUUUGCAAUCGUU
Molecule: messenger RNA, 3331 nt
Organism: Orussus abietinus
Lineage: Eukaryota; Metazoa; Arthropoda; Insecta; Hymenoptera; Orussidae
Gene: sotv
Product: exostosin-2
Exons: 1
Coding region: 475-2601 (708 amino acids)
Cellular component (GO): membrane
Molecular function (GO): glycosyltransferase activity
Source: RefSeq, a predicted model, not a curated record